AUGAGCAAAUUUCAUCAAGGAAGACACCAAAGUUUUCAUGAGGAUAGGAAAUCAUCUCAACCUCGGAGAGAACCGUCAACGACACCUUAUCGGCCAAGAAGAGGAGAUUAUGAUGGUUUCACAACAAGGCAACGAUAUCAUGAUAAUAACCAUGAGCAACAUUAUCGCUCAAAAUCGUAUGACAAUGAACGCUCAUCAUCAUCGUCCUAUUAUUAUAAUGAAUCAUCAUCAAACAAUAGAUCAUAUAAUAAUCGCUCAAAUUAUGGAGGCUCAUCUUCAUCAUCCACAAGAAGAACAAACUCCUAUAACGAAUAUUCAGCACCAAGAAGAGAAGAACCACCAAGAAGAAGAAACGAACGAAUGAAGGAGACGCGUGAAAAAAUUGAACACAAAGAAAGCAGUAAAACAGAAGCUGCUUCCUCACCAACAAGAGACCUAGAAUACGAGGUUACUCUUUCCGAUGAGGAAGAAAUCUCAAAACUAGGCAUUAGUAACGAGCAAGAGGAGGCAAAGGAAGAUAUUUCUAAUUCGGCCAACUCAUCUUCAGAAGAAUCAUCAUCCGACUCUACAACAAGUAACAGUGAGGAAAUAAUAUUUGAUUUUAGAAAUUCUAAACGAGUAAUUGCAAUGAUACAAAAACUAUGCAAUGAGAAAAAACUCACAAAAGAGAACAAUGAUUUCCGAAGCAUUUUGAAGCAAAAAUUAAUAUCGACCAUUCUCACCCAAACUAGAGAAUUUUUAGGAGACAAUGCAGAUGAAAAGUUUAUUAGAAACUUUGAACAAUACAUGUCAAGGCGAUUGAUAUAUCGAAAUACAAGCCAUGCAAACCAAUUUUUCGUGAAAAAAACAACUGAACAAAAGAAAAAGACAAAGGACGAAACAUUCUUUGAAUUUCUGGAACAAUUAAUUAUUCAUUUUGAAUGGGACUCUAAUGGACUCUCUGGAGUGCUGCUAGAACCGGUCCAAUGUUUGUUCGUUACUAAAGAAGGAGAGAAGAGCUACGAUUUUGAAUCAGCAUUCAUGGUUAUUUUUGCCAAAAAGCUCAAUGAAAAUAAGUCCAGUUUUACGUACAAGUUUUUGAUGUGCUGUAUUGAGGAUGGAACUCUAAGUUUUCCAGGUGGAAAGAAGUUAUUCAAAUCUGAAUCCCUUGCUGAUUGCAUAAGAAGAGAACUGAAUGAAGAACUUUAUGGAUAUAGUGUGAAUGCUGGGUCUUCUAUUAGACGAGGACCACUCUGUUGGAUGGCCAACAAUGCAAUUUUUGCUCAUGAGAUUGAAUGGAAACAGGUUUUAAUCACUCAACAAAAUAUUGAAAACAACUAUAACAAAUUGAAAAAGGAUGGACAUAUUAUGGAAUAUAAUAUUCAUCGUGUUUUUGACUCGAGCGUUCUUGAGUCACCUACUCUCGAUUUGGACAAGGUAUUAGAACAAAUUAAGAGAUUCAAGUAUGGUGAAGAAAUUAUUUCAUAUAAAUUUAUGUAUGACAACAAGGUCGAGCAGUUGGAUGGAAAUAGAAGUUAUUUCUUGAAACAAGUAUGUCGAUUAUUUAAAGCCAACAUUAAACAACGACAUGCAGAGGACGAAAUGAAACGUUUGCAAAAGAAGCCACUCACUAAAAAGGAGAAGGCAAAGAAAAAGAGGCAAAGAAAAAAGAAAUAA
Molecule: messenger RNA, 1656 nt
Organism: Naegleria fowleri
Lineage: Eukaryota; Heterolobosea; Eutetramitea; Acrasida; Naegleriidae
Exons: 1
Coding region: 1-1656 (551 amino acids)
Source: RefSeq, a predicted model, not a curated record